CCUUCCCUCGCUUCAGGCGAGGAGCUCAUCCUGGUGAUCUCCAGUAACGUCACGGCGGUCCUGGGGGAGGACAUGUCCCUGAGCUGCAGGUAUCUGGGUGAGAGUCAAAUCCAGAACGCAGAGUGGAGACGUCAGAUCCAGGGUAAAUACAAGCGACUGGCGGGAUUUUCAAACGGAGAGCCUUUCAGCCGCAACAACUUCACAGUCCCAGCCUCUCCCAGCAACCUCACGACUUAUAAAAGGGUGUCCGGUGUGGAAGAUGAGGGAAAGUAUGUUUGUGAGUUUAAGGAGGAGGAGGAUAUCCUCGAUGUCAGCAUAUUUGUUACUGUAAUAGCUCAGCCCGAUGUCCAGAUAAUGGUGGCUGCAGAGGCCAUAAAUGGCACUCACUACCAGUCUGUGUCGUGCUCUGCUGGCGGAGGCAGGCCCACGCCUCAGAUCAACUGGCUGGUCGGCGGCAGACCUCCUUCAGGGCACCCCUUCACCGUCGACGAGAGCAAAACUCUUCACCCUAACGGUACCUCCACUCUGAACAGCGUCCUCCGCUUCCCCACACACCUGCAGGACGAGGAGAGCGUGACCUGCGCCGUCCAACACCCGACCCUCCCAAACCCCAAACUCACCACAGCGAGGGUCGAGACGUACGCGAGGCCGAACGUGACCAUUAAAGCAGAGAUGAUAGAAGAAGGAGGAAAUGAUUUCUGGGUGGUCUCCUGCGUUUCAUCCGGAGGAAGACCUGACACUGACAUUUCUUUGGCUUUGAACGCGACGCCGGAGCUGCACAGAGAGAACGCCGCAGACUCAGACACGCAGAGACUCUCAGUCCGUCUCCCCGCAGCCGAGUACGAGGGUCACAACAUCACCUGUUUGUUUAACCACCUCAAAUUUUCACACACGCAGUCGCGAGUCACAACACUGCCAACUUUUUAUUUGGCUGGUCUUCAGUUUCACUCAGAGACAGGAAGCAGCGGCGAUGACGAUCAAGACGCAGAACUUUUAGAGCUGGAGGAAGGGAAGAGUGACGCAGCUAUCAGCCUGGAGGUCACAGGGAAUGUGCCACGCCACCGUGUUAUCUGCAAAAAAGACGGUGGACCCCUGCCUGAGGAUGUGGAGCUGCUCGGCAGGAACCUCACAUUUCAAGGUCCGCUGAAGCAGCAGCAGGCCGGUCUGUACGAGUGUGACUUCUCCUAUCACCACCUUCGAACAACGCUGAGGUUUAACGUCACGCUCAGACCUCCAGCUCCACAGCUGGUUCCUCCCACGGUUUGGGUUGGUUUGCAAAGUGAAACUGGACGCAGGGUGAUUGAGUGUGCAGUGAGGGAUGCUGUCCCUGCAGCCAAUGUGUCCUGGCUGCUACCAGAGGGUGUUUCUGAGGAGGACUCUUGGUUCAAUUCCACUUCUUCUAAUGGAAGCCACUCCGUCAGGGGAGUAUUACUCCUCCCAGCCUGCUUGCCCCGAGAACUCACAGCGCAGUGCGUGAUAAAUCAUCCAGCGUUUGAGGAACCGGAGACCAGAAGCAUUACACUCCCUCUUUGUGUUUUCCACACAGCUCGCCCCGACGUCACCGUGAGUGUGAGCCACGAAUGGAAAGAUGGUCACAAGUUCACGACUGUGCGCUGCUCUGCGGUCAGCGUGGCCUCGGCUGCAGCUCUGAGCUGGCACGCAGCGAGCAGCAACAGCAGCGUGGCUUCCGCGGAAGAAACCGAAGUCCAGGAUGAGGGUUUGGUGUCGACCCGAAGCUCUGCGCGUUUCCUGUCCAGUCGGCUCGCCGGACACAAUUUGACUUGCAUGGUGAAGCAUCCGAGUCUGGAGUUUCCUGAGAGCAGAACUAUAAGCAUUCCUCUGCACAAGACCCCUCAGCUGAGUCUGUCUGUGGUGAGACUGCAUGACACCCCGUCCUGGCUGGCAGUGUGUGACUGCAUAGGGGAGGGUGACGAGACAAACCUUGCAUGGGCCCUUCCUGAAAAUACCAGAAGUGAAACAUCCCUGCGCACAGAAUAUGAAGGAGACAUAAUGAGAGCCAGGCUGACCUAUCGGUUUCCUCUGGCUGCUCACGAGGGCCAGGACCUGACCUGCGUUUACCAUUUUGAAAACGGGAUCUCGGAGAAGAGGACCGUGCACAUCCCUAGAUACUAUAUCUCCUCGGUGAAAGUCCUGAACCACACAACUCCUCUGCAAAGCCGCCACAGCAGUGAGACUGUCACGCACAGACUGUCUGUCCCGGAGAACCUACAGAACCAAAAUGUUCAGCUGAGCGUUGAAGGAAACGUUCCAGAGUUCGACCUCGACUGUCGAAGGAGUGACGGCUCAGUCGUUCAAGUGGAUGGUUCUGCGAUGAUCCUCCCGUCAGAGCGGAUUAGCGGCCUGUACACCUGCUGGGCUUCUUUCUACCACCACAAAGCCUCCAUCAACAUCCAAGUGGAAGUGACGAGCGGAGAUGAACUGUUAAUGAUGGUCAUCAUGGUCUGCAUCUCCUCAGCCUCGGCCAUCCUCCUCUUCCUCUGCGUCGUCCUCUGCGUGUGCUGCAAAAGGAAGAAUAAAACACCGUACAAGGGACGCGAGUCGGUCUCAGCCCUGACCAGUCUGAUGCAGGAGCCCGGAUCUCCAGAGGUGAGGAAACCAGGAGCAGAGGACAGGAAGGAGUAUGCUCUGCUCACCAGUUACUCCAUAAUCAUAGACGUGAAGAGUGCAGUGUGAGCUUUAAAAAUCAAAUUUAGCUUUAACUGCAGUUUUACAGCUUCCUGUUUGAAAUCUGUGAAUUUUUUGUUCAUGUAGCAUCUGAAAUGAAGCUGAAUAUGUAGAGCUUUGAUCGGCAUUAAGACUUGGAAAAGCAUAAAUGUUGCACUUUUUUUUUACUUGAAUCUUGAUGUAUACACACUGUAUUACUUUUUUACAUUUUAAUAAAGCCAUUCAAUUUUCUUUUUUUUUUGCCAUGUUGUUUUUUUUUUCAAACAUAACCAUAUUUCAUGACAUAAACCACCCUUUAGUUAUUUUCACUCAGCUAAAAAAGUGAAAAACAUGGAGGUAUAAAACUUCCAAACAAGGAGCAGACUGAACUAUUCACUGGUUUAAAAUUUGAACCCAAGAUACUAAAAAAAAAAACACCAGAUUUGCUUAAAGUUUAUAGACUUUUAUCUGACAACAAACACAGUAUUUAAUUACUUUUCUUACAACUUAAAACACUGAACUCAACAGCUGAUGUCCAACCACAACAAAGAAAUUAAUCAGCAACAUAAACAAAACCACUAAAAGAUUGAUGCAGAAUAAUCCAGUUUGUUUUAUAAAUGUCUCAAAGAAAUCAAAUUAAUUUACAGAGGCAAUGCAAAAAGGUUUAUUUUGAAUAGUUGAGUAAGUAAAUAAAAAUGGGAUAAAGUUAAUUCUUAAAACUUUGCAACAUUUGAAUCAAAAUGGCUGGAUCCCAUCAUUUUUUAAAAUAAUUAAAAACAGUAAAUCUAUGUAAUGAUUUGGAUUUACAGUAAUUAUAAAAAAUAACAGCUUGUUUGUGAUGUUUAUUAAAACCUGACACCUACACUAACAUAACAGAAGCUUUAACAAAAGGAAAACAACAAAAUGCAUCAUUAGUUCAAAAUUCAACAUUUAAAUUCUCCACUUUAAAUCUUAAAUUGAGUCCUCUGGAUUAGUGGAAAACACAAUUUUUAGGUUGCUUUAACUCGGUCUUCCACUGACAUCAUCUCUUCUUGUACACACAGG
This is a messenger RNA of Austrofundulus limnaeus, 3708 nucleotides long. RefSeq lists its product as uncharacterized. The transcript is spliced from 14 exons. Gene Ontology annotation, cellular component: adherens junction. Gene Ontology annotation, biological process: homophilic cell-cell adhesion; heterophilic cell-cell adhesion. Bases 73 to 2694 code for a protein of 873 amino acids. The record is from RefSeq and is a predicted model, not a curated record. Lineage: Eukaryota; Metazoa; Chordata; Actinopteri; Cyprinodontiformes; Rivulidae.